AUGUCACUGUUGGUUACCUACAUCUUUGUCUACGAAGACCUGAUAUCCUUGACCUGCGGUGCCGUUAUCAUCUGGUAUUUUGCCGGCAGCUUUGAGAAGAACGUUGGCACUGUGAAGCACUGCUUCCUCACCAUGGCGUUUGCCGUCCUCUCUGCCCUCCUGUACCUCUUACUCGAGACCGUUGUCUCGAGGGUGUCAGAGGUGGAAGAUGCCAAAGGAUUCAUGCCAGUAGCUUUUGCUACGUUGGGUGUGUCCACCACCCGCUCGCGGAUGAAGAGGACGCUGUUUUUUGGCGUUAGAGUUCCAGUGGUGCUGGUGCCAUGGUUUAUGCUCUGCAUAGCAUGGUUUAUCCCCGGCUCUUCUCUCUUGAGUAACCUGUCUGGGCUCCUAGCUGGGGAAGCCUAUGGUCUCGGCUACUGUUUCUGCUUGGAUUUUCCGGAGUCGGUGGGCUCUAAGCUGGACCGGGUGUUCCCUUUCAGCCUGCUAAGGAGGAUACCAGGGCUGAAAUAUAUCCCAGGGUCCUUAGCGGAGAGAAGAGCCUUUGAAAGCAGCAAGGUUAAGCCUGCACCAGGCGCCUACCCCACCCAAAUCUACUACUGCUCUUCGCCUCCGGCUCUUCCCGCUUUCCAGAUGCAGCAACCUGACGCUCAGAGUCAGGGGUUUCAACACAGCUGUGCGCCGGGAUGCGGCCAUGCUCUGGGACUCGAGGGAUCUCAGCAUGGCCAUGCUGCAGGACACAGCCUCCCUUCUUCCCCCCAGCAAGCCAGAGGUGCCUUCAGAGAGUCUUACGUGCAGGCCCACGCUGGAGCCUCGCCUGGACAGUGCUGCCAGCUGGGCAAGUUCUCUCCCCCGCAGCGCGUGUGCCCAACUGAUCCACGGACACCCGCAGGCGUGGGCCCCCUGGCUGGGGUUCAGCAAGCAUCAGGGUAUCCAGCAGCCACAGCGGCUCCUGUUUCUGCUGAAUUUUCGAGAGUCCAGGUGUACUGAUCCUCCAGAAAGCAGCAGGACUCUCAUACCGUGGCAGGACCAUUGUGUGAUGCUCACGCGGCAGCGUGUUGCUGGCAUCUUUGCUGGAUCUGGGGUGACUAGUGCAAUGGGUUGGUAGCUCCACUGUAGCCCAUUCCCCUGCUCCCUGGCACAGGCUAUUUUAAUUAUAGUUCCUUUAUAAAUUUUUUUUUUUUUUUUUUUUACUUUUUGAUAUCGCUGGGGGAUGGGGACUGUAUCACCUCUGUGCGCUUCUCAUCCUUUUGGAGUCUUUUUUUCAUUGCUGUAUUUAGCAGCUGCCUUUUUCCACGCUGGCGCUAGAGUUACAGUGCAUCAGCUCCCCAACUCAAGCUAGGAACCUAAUUGUCAAAACACUGGACUAAUCUGGGCUUUAACCGGGCUGCAGCAAUAAGGACGUGUCCCAUCUGCACUGAGGCUUUUAGCCUCUGAGCUUGUUUACAGGUGUGACGUAGCUAGGACCCAAAAGAAGCUGAAAUCAUGAAAGCCUUAGUUUAUAAUAUUUGAGUGGAGGAGGACAGAUGUCUGUUCUAGAAGUCACUUCUCCGCUAAGAGUGUGCCUUGAAGGGGGCUUGUUAAACCAGGGCUGGGGCAAGAGGACAGAAUACAGAACACCCUUUUCUGCCCCCCAAAACACAGCUCUAAAACGCUGAAGGUCCUUCUUAGCUGCAGCCUGUGCAUGCAUCGACACGUUGCCUUCCUUAUCUGAUAGCACUGCACUAGCUCGGCCUGUGUUGCCAGCGCUUGUUGAUACGGCAACCUCAGAUGCGUGCAAAGGAGUGGAAGGCCCUUUAAUAAGGGAUUUUGGCCACUUGUGGAGCAAACGUAUAUAAACCCAAGGAGCUGGGUGGGACCUUAACGGUGGGACCUUAACAGUGGGUUAGAAGAACUAACUGGAGUGUAGGUAUUCCAUUGGGGGUGUUCACACUGCUCAGCUUUAGAUGUCUCACCCACCAACAUUGCCACAAUCUCUCUCUGUUUUCUUCAGGGCUGGUGGAAAGGCGUGUGGGAGAGGGGAGUUUUCAGCAAGGGAUUCAGAGCAGGAUGCAGUGUUUGGUGCCUGUGGCAGUAACGAAGGAGUUUGGUUGAGUUGGUGGGACUUGAGCUUUAUUUCCAGCUGUGUAGCUGCUUUACUGUGCCAUGCCCGGGAGGAAUCUGCUGUCUCUGUGUCUGUAAAUCAGCCAGGAUCUCAACUAUUGCCCUUGACUCUUCGCUUAGAGUUUUGUGGUGCUCCAAAAAAAAAAAAAGUGCUACAUGAAGCGCGAAGUGCCAUUCCUGCUCUUGGAGAUGUUCUUGCAGUGCCUAACCUGUCCCCCAGAAACCGCGGUAGCCUCGGGGCUCUUCCAUGCUAUCAGUGAGCCGGGGUCAUGGGCGGCAUUGGCAGCUGCAUGCUCCAAAGCACGUACGUGCCUCUUUCUUUUUUUUCCCCUCUUCCGUGUCUGAAGGAGCCCCGUGUUGCCCUACAGCCGCUCGCUUCUCCGGCAGCCCUUCUGGGAUGACUGCCGCAGUUACGUGUGGCCUCGCAGGGCCUUGCUUUGGGGGAAGGCCAAAGCGAAUGCUGGGGACUUAGACCUCAGAUGCACGUUAGUAAGAAGCUCUGCUCGCAAAGGUGGGCACCCCUGGGCAGGGGCUUUCUGCAGGAGGAUGCAGCAAUUUGGGAACCAGCCUGGAGUUGGUGGCCAGCUCCGUCUCAUCCCUGAUUGUUUCACCCCUCCAUGGGAUCACAAAUGGACUUGACUUCAUGGUCCUGUUUUUCCUGCUGACAGCAAUUGCUUUGUUACAUGAUUAGUGUGGAGCAAGAACAGGAUAAGGUGCUUGUCUGGAACCGGGAAAGAAAUGCUGGAGGUAACACCGAAAUGUUGAUGCUCCACUCUCAUCAGUGCCUUGAUUUUCCUCCUUGCGAGAUCCUUGCCUGUAAACCUCGGAAUUUUAUCACUGUUUUUUCCAGAAACGUGCAGAAGGGUGAUGAGGACUGGUAGCAAUCGCAAAUGUUGCGUACCUCCAAUUUGUAAGCUU
Aptenodytes forsteri (emperor penguin) is the source of this 3018-nucleotide messenger RNA. RefSeq names its product rhomboid domain containing 2 (gene RHBDD2). The record is from RefSeq and is a predicted model, not a curated record. Lineage: Eukaryota; Metazoa; Chordata; Aves; Sphenisciformes; Spheniscidae. Gene Ontology annotation, molecular function: serine-type endopeptidase activity. The coding region runs from base 1 to 987 and encodes 328 amino acids. Gene Ontology annotation, cellular component: membrane. The transcript has 4 exons.